AUGGAUCCAACAGAAAUGCCUCCUAACACAACAACAGUCAGAGACACCGUGACAGCCAGCUCACCUUUGGAAGGGUCCGGAGAUGUGGAUCCAACAGAACCACCCCCUGACACCACAACAGUCAGAAGCAAUGUGACAGUCAGCUCACCGCCGGAAGGGUCCGGAGAAGUAGAUCCAACAGAAACACCCACUGACACCACAACUGUCAGAGACAAUGUGACAGUCAGCUCACUACCGGAAGGGUCCGGAGAAGUAGAUCCAACAGAAACACCCACUGACAUCACAACUGUCAGAGACACUGGGACAGUCAGCUCACCGCCGGAAGGUUCCGGAGACAUGGAUCCAACAGAAACACCCCCUGACACCACAACGGUCAGAGACACAGCGAUAGCCAGCACACCGCCGGAGGGGUCUGGAGACGUGGAUCCAACAGAAACACCCCCUGACACCACAACGGUCAGAGACACCGUGACAGUCAGCUCACCGCCAGAAGGGUCCGGAGAUGUGGAUCCAACAGAAACACCCCCUGACACUACAACGGUCAGAGACACUGUGACAGCCAGCUCACCUUCAGAAGGGUCCGGAGACAUGGAUCCAACAGAAACACCCCCUGACACAACAAUGGUCAGAGACACUGCAACAGCCAGCUCACCACCGGAAGGGUCUGGAGACGUGGAUCCAACAGAAACACCCCCAGACACCACAGCGGUCAGAGACACCGCGACAGCCAGCUCCCCGCCAGAAGGGUCCGGAGACGUAGAUCCAACAGAAACACCCCCUGACAUUACAACGGUCAGAGACACUGUGACAGCCAGCUCCCCAACGGAAGGGUCCGGAGACGAGGAUCCAACAGAAACACCCACUGACACAACAACGGUGAGAGACACUGUGACAGCCAGCUCACCGCCAGAAGGGUCCGGAGAGGUGGAUCCAACAGAAACACCCACUGACACCACAACGGUUAGAGACACCGCAACAGCCAGCUCACCGCCGGAAGGGUCUGGAGACGUGCAUCCAACAGAAACACCCCUUGACACCACAACAGUCAGAGACAGCGUGACAGCCAGCUCACCGCCGGAAGGGUCCGGAGACGUGGAUCCAACAUACACACCCCCUGACACCACAACGGUCAGAGACACCAUGACAGCAAGCUCAUCGUCGGAAGGGUCUGGAGACAUGGAUCCAACAGAAAAGCCUCCUAACACCACAACGGUCAGAGACACCGUGACAGCAAGCUCAUCGUCGGAAGGGUCUGGAGACAUGGAUCCAACAGAAAAGCCUCCUAACACAACAAUGGUCAGAGACACCGUGACAGCCAGUUCACCUUUGGAAGGGUCCGGAGAUGUGGAUCCAACAGAAACACCCCCUGACAUCACAACAGUCAGAGACACAGCGACAGCCAGCUCACUACCGGAAGGGUCCGGAGAUGUGGAUCCAACAGAAACAUUCCCUGACACUACAACGGUCAGAGACACUGUGACAGCCAGCUCACCACCAGAAGGGUCUGGAGAUGUGGAUCCAACAGAAAAACCACCUGACGGUACAACGGUCAGAGACACUGCAACAGCCAGCUCACCGCCGGAAGGGUCCGGAGACGUGGAUCCAACAGAAAUAUCCCCUGACACCAAAACUGUCAGAGACACUUCGACAGUCAGCUCACCGUCGGAAGGGUCUGGAGACGUGGAUCCAACAGAAACACUGCCUGACACCACAACAUUCAGAGACACUAUGACAGCCAGCUCACCGCCGGAAGGGUCCGGAGACGUGGAUCCAACAGAAACACCCCCUGACACCACAACGAUCAGAGACAUUGUGACAGCCAGCUCAUCGUCGGAAGGGUCUGGAGACAUGGAUCCAACAGAAAUGCCUCCUAACACAACAACAGUCAGAGACACCAUAACAGCCAGCUCACCGCCGGAAGGGUCCGGAGACGUGGAUCCAACUUUAGAAACACCCUGA
Messenger RNA from Pelobates cultripes (western spadefoot toad), 1959 nucleotides. The record is from the annotation of a GenBank genome assembly. Lineage: Eukaryota; Metazoa; Chordata; Amphibia; Anura; Pelobatidae.